UGGCUGCAAUGGCGGAGGCUGGGCCAGGUCAAAGCCAGGAGUCAGGAACUUCUGGGACCACGUGGGUGCAGGGGCCACGUGGGUGCAGGGGCCCAAGCGCUUAGGCCAUCCUCCACUACUUUUCCAGGCCGUCAGCAGGGAGCUGGAUCGCAAGUGGAAUAGCCAGGAUUCGAACUCAUGGCCAUUAUGGGAUGCCACCGCGGUAGGUGGAGCCUUCUCCGCCACAGCCCCGGCCCCAUAUUGGCCCCAUUUUCCAGAUGAGUAAACGGCAUACCCAGAAGCUCAGGCAUUCGCGCAGGGCACAGGGCCGGUGUGAGGUGUGUCCCACGUGCCAUCUCAGUGAGGGGCCAUCGAAGCGCCCGGCACGCAGUAGGUGCUAGAGAUAUGGGUACUGCUCCUCCUGCGACAGGGAGCCACCACACCGGUCUCCAACCGUCCUCCGGGCCCGCGGCCACCCAGCCCCGGGCCACCACAUCACAUGAGCCGUACUAUCUUUAGCCAGGGAGAUAUUUAUAUCCCCCGGGGAAGCAUUUUCCGCACUGGGGGAGCCCCGGCGUCAGCGGCCGCCUCCCCUCCUGCUCGCCAUGCCGCGGGGCCCGGAGGCCGCGGUGCAGGUGUGGGUGGGCGGCCAGCUCUUCGAGGCCGAGCGGGCCCUGCUGGUGGAGCACUGCGGCUUUUUCCACGGCCUCUUCCGCUCCGGCAUGCGCGAGGCGCGCGCGGCCGAGGUGCGCCUGGGCGUGCUGAGCGCCAGCGGCUUCCGCACCACGCUGCAGGUGCUGCGCGGGGAGCGCCCAGCGCUGGCGGCCGCCGAGGAGCUGCUGCAGGCAGUGGAGUGCGCCGCCUUCCUGCAGGCGCCGGCGCUGGCACGUUUCUUGGAGCACAGCCUCACGUCGGACAACUGCGCGCUGCUGUGCGACGCGGCCGCCGCCUUCGGCCUGCACGACCUGCUCCACAGCGCCGCGCUCUUCAUCCGCGACGGCGCGCGCGAGCUGGCGGCCGAGCUGGCCCUGCCCGAGGCGCGCGCCUACGUGGCCGCCCAGCGGCCCAGCAGCUACGUGGCCGUGAGCACGCACACGCCCACGCCCGGCUUCCUGGAGGACGCGUCGCGCACGCUGUGCUACCUGGACGAGGAGGAGGACGCGUGGCGCACGCUGGCCGCGCUGCCCCUCGAGGCCAGCACGAUGCUGGCGGGCGUGGCCACGCUGGGCAACAAGCUCUAUAUCGUGGGCGGCGUGCGUGGCGCCAGCAAGGAGGUGGUGGAGCUGGGCUUCUGCUACGACCCCGACGGCGGCACGUGGCGCCCGUUCCCCAGCCCGCACCAGCCGCGCUACGACACGACGCUGGCCGGCUUUGAGGGCUACCUCUAUGCCAUCGGAGGCGAGUUCCAGAGGACACCCAUGAGCUCCGUGGAGCGCUACGACCCGGCCGCCCGCUGCUGGAGCUUCGUGGCCGACCUGCCGCAGCCGGCCGCCGGCGUGCCCUGCGCCCACGCGCGUGGCCGCCUCUUCGUGUGCCUGUGGCGGCCGGCAGACACCACGGCCGUGGUGGAGUACGCAGCGCGGCCCGAUGCCUGGCUGCCGGUGGCCGAGCUGCGGCGGCCGCAGAGCUACGGCCAUUGCAUGGUGGCCCACCGCGACAGCCUCUAUGUGGUGCGCAACGGGCCUUCCGACGAUUUCCUGCACUGCGCCAUUGACUGCCUCAACCUGGCCACGGGCCAGUGGACGGCGCUGCCCGGCCAGUUCGUCAACAGCAAGGGCGCGCUCUUCACGGCGGUGGUGCGUGGGGACACGGUCUACACGGUCAACCGCGUAUUCACGGUGCUCUACGCCAUCGAGGGUGGCGCCUGGCGACUGCUCGGGGAAAAAGCCGGCUUCCCGCGGCCCGGUUCUUUGCAGACCUUUCUCCUGAGGCUGCCGCCUGGCGCUUCAGGGCCCAUGGCCUCCACAACUCCAGAACUGUGACCCCUGGGCCGGCUGGGGAGGUGGCGCCCUGAGUUUGCCCUGAGCCGGGGCUGCGUGUGUUGGGCGUGGCCUUAGGAACUGCCGGCAACCUGGCCCUCCUCGUGGAGACAGCCAGCUCUAGCGCCUUCUGGCGUGAACUUGGGCUCUGCUUAGGGCUUGGCUGGCAGUGCCAGUGAGGGUGGAGGGGACGUUGGGAUUUGAAGAAUCCAGGUUUGUAUGUGCAUGGGCCAGUCCUUGAGCACCGGCAGGGACUAGGUUAAGGGGCACUGAGCAAACUGUCAAUCAGUAGGCAAAAAUGAGGCACCUGCUGUGUGCCCACCACAGUGCUGGGUCUGAUGAGAGCUAUAGUUACAAGAGAGAGGUUCAUGCAGCUUAGAGUCUGGAUCUCAAGAGUUACGGCACAAGAUGGUUUGUGCACAUUGCCUUAAUGCAAGGUCUUUUUAAAAACAAAAUCCACCUUCAUUGUUAUAAAAGAAAGUACUGAAGAUAUCAGGGCAGGAGGAAAACAGGGAGAGGAAGCUACAGAAUUCUAGGGAAGAGGAGGCUGUGCAGACCGUGGGGGUGGGGGAUGAGAUCAGGCAGGACACAGUAGCUGCUGUAAGCACAGGCUCAUACCGGAGAGAGUGACAGCUCAGGAGAGAGUGACAGGCAGGGGGGGGGGGGGCCCGGAGCCGGUGGGAAGGGUCUCUGAGCCAAGUCGUGGAGGGAAAGCAGCUGUGGAUGGAGGGGUCAGGCAGGGGCUGUGGCCUGGCGGAUGUCGCAGGCAGCUGAGCUGAGCGGGAAGUGAGAUCUGUGGGAGGGAGGGAGGGUGCCCCCGGACUUCUCUGUGAAUGUGAAACCUCAGGGCAGCACCCAAGGGCGAGCCCCUUGCUCACCCCUUUCUUGCCAUCGGCGCAGGGGCACUGGACAGACGCCAUGACUUGAGGUCGCUCAAGGGAUGCACCCGGUGCUGCCUCCCCAUCUUCCUUGGUCGCAACCCCUCCCCCACAUUCUCGGGCUUCAGUCCCUCUUCCUCCCCUCUGCUGCUGCCUUUCUCUGGGCCUGAAGUGUCUUCCCUGCCCCUUUCUCUGUUGGCUCUGCACCCACCUUUUCUGUGCAGCUCCCCAUUUUUCUGACCUCUGUGCCUGCGUUAUUCACUGGACCCUUGGCUGCAACCGCUUUCUGUGUGUGUGUGUGUGUGUGCAACCUGUGCAGGGCUGUGCACCUCCCCACCUGCAGAAUAAAACAAUGAAGUCUUGCAAGCACUGGGGCUGCAGAGGCCACUUAGAGACCCCUGCUGUCAGACGAGGGCUCUGGUCCCUCCUUUAGAAUUCUCUGCCCUGGCCCUCCGGCCUCUCCGUGCCCUUGGGGCAGACGGCUCUAAGUGGUCUUCGAUGGCCUCCAUCCUGCAGGACCUCAUCAGAAGUGGGUAACACAGCAUCAGCAUGGCACCUCCUAGCCGUGGAGACAAGUGUCGAGGCUGCCCUUAGCUGCCUCUUCUCCUGACCUGUGGGCCAAGCCCAAGACAUAAGCGAAAGCUGCCCUCCAAGGCCUGAGCCCCGCCAGCCCCGGAGUAGCUUGGACUGAUGAGUCGCAACAAUAAACCGUGGCUUCGGCAUCCUGAUUGCUGUGCACAGGACUCUCACACCCAUCGGCCCCUUCAGACGGCCGCAGUCCUCGGAGCUGGGCACCUGCCCUGUGGUGGAAGAGACGCGGGACCCUCAGAAGCUGAAUGGCUGCUCUGAAGCCGCACAGCGUGGCAGAGUCCUUACUUGUGGUUCUGUUAAAGGAUGGAUUUUUACCACGUACCCGUGAUUUAUUUCACUUGCUAGGAGGAGAACCAGAGGAAUGAUGAAGCUGGUUGAAAAGAGCGCUCGCAAGAGAUCUAAUUAGUUGCACAGGACUUGCUGAUGACUAAGUUUGCCGAGUUAGGAGUGAAGCUACUGAAUAUCUUACGGGGCAUUGAAAUCAUACAUUUUAUGGUUCUUUUACUGGAAAAAAAAAUCCUUUGCAUCUUCACACACAUGUACGGGCCUAUCUAUGUGUGCAUCUGCAAAUUAGCCCAGAAUUUGACAAAGGCGGGGCCCUACUUGCUAAGAAAUUGUAAAAGCUAACAUUCCCCUUGAUGACGGAGUAAUUCUUUGCUUGCUGUCCACUGCCACCCUAGGACAUGCAGGCCUCCUUUUGCUUCUCUUUUUAAGAUUUUAUUUAUUUAUUUGAGAGGUAGAAUUACAGACAGUGAGAGGGAGAGACAGAAAGGUCUUCCAUCCACUGAUUCACUCCCCAAAUGGCUGCGAUGGCCACAGCUGGGCCGAUCCAAAGCCAGGAGCUUCUUCCGGGUCUCCCACAUGGGUGUGGGGACCCAAGUGCUUGGGCCAUCUUCUACUGCUUUCCCAGGCCAUAGCAGAGAGCUGGAUGGGAAGAGGAGCAGCCAGGACUCGAACCGGCAUCCAUAGGGGGUGCCGGUGCUACAGGUAGAGGAUUAACCUUCUGUGCCACAGCGCCGGUGCCUUGCUUCUCUUUCAAGUCGUGAGUAAUUUUUCUUGAGGAUUUCUUCCUGGCUCGCUGUCCUGACCAGUGCUGAGCACCUGCUGGCACAGGGACCCAUGACACUGAGCUGUGGGCCCUCGUGGCCGGAGACCUCAGUGCCCCGCUGCCCUGCAGCUGCUCCAACGGGGCCUGCUGGCCCUGCUGUUUGCUGUUCCUUCGGCUGAGCGCCUUUUCUGUAGCUUUGAUGCUUAAAGACAGAGUGCUCACGAGGCGCUUUCCCACAGCGGGCUCCCUUGAGCUUCAGAGAAUUGUGGAACCCCCACACCCCCUCUUAAAGGAAAACAAAACAAAACCCGCCCCCAGGUCACACAGUUGGGAGAGACCCAGUUAGGAAGUGGCGGAACCUGGCUCUGAACGCAGGGCCAUUUGCUUGUGCUGUGUGCUGGGCUCCUGCUUGGCUGAGGAGCAGGGUGUCUGGCGGCCUCCCUAAUAAGCCCCUCCCCUUGCCCUGCUCUCUGCAGCCUCACCUCUUUGCGGGGCUCAUCUGACUCUCAACGCCCUGAACCCCAAGCUCUCCCCUCCCUGCAAAUGCGCCUGCUUUGCUAAUACGGCCCGUUGGGCACAGGCAGAGAAGCCGGCCUCCCCGCAUCCCACCGGGGCUGGCGGCCUUGCUUUCUCCCCUUCAGUCGUCACCUGGCAGCCAGGGCCUUGCUCACGACAGUCAGUCGGGACGUGUGGCUCUGCAGCUCAGCAGCCGCGGGAGGGCCCCUCGCCCACUCCAUUCCGGAUCUCUGACACCAUUCCCCUGGCCUCACUGCUGCUCUGUAGACACAGCAGGCACACACACACACACACACACACACCCAGCUCGCGGGCUUUAAAUGGGGCCCUCUGCCUGGCUCACCCCCCAGUUCCCCAAGGUCCUGUGCCCGGAGGCCACUUCCCUUUGGAGGCCUUUCUUUCUUUUUAGGUUUAUUUAUUUAUUUUAAAAGCAGAGUUAGAGGGAGCGACAGAGACAGAGAGAGAGGUCUUCCAUCUGCAGGUUCACUCCCCAAAUGACUGCAACAGCCGGAGCUGUGCUGAUCCGAAGCCGGGAGCCAGGAGCUUCUUCCCAGUCUCCCAUGUGGGUGCAGUCCUUGGGCCAUCUUCUAUUGCUUUCCCAGGCCACAGCAGAGAACUGGAUGGGAAGUGGAGCAGCCGGGACUCGAACCAGCGAUCAUAUGGGAAGCUGGUACUGCAGGCGGCGGCUUUACCCGCUGCACCACAGCGGAGGUCUUCCUACCGCCCCCUUCUCAGCAUUCCCCAGUCCUUUGGCGGCAUCGUCUUCCGUGUUGUUUCCUCCUGUUGUGUUUCUGCCUGCUAAAAUGUGAGCUCUGUGAAGACAGAGGUUUUUGUCUGUUUUGUCUGUUUUCCCUGCUCAACCACCAGUGCCUAGAAUGUAGACAGAACUCAAUAAAUAUUUGUUUUUUAAAAAAAUUAAUUAACUUAUUUGAAAAGCAGAGUGAUAGAAGGCUCUUCAUC
This is a messenger RNA of Oryctolagus cuniculus (rabbit), 5951 nucleotides long. RefSeq names its product kelch repeat and BTB domain containing 13 (gene KBTBD13). The record is from RefSeq and is a predicted model, not a curated record. Gene Ontology annotation, molecular function: protein binding. Lineage: Eukaryota; Metazoa; Chordata; Mammalia; Lagomorpha; Leporidae. Gene Ontology annotation, biological process: regulation of the force of skeletal muscle contraction; relaxation of skeletal muscle.